Drosophila simulans is the source of this 2008-nucleotide messenger RNA. Its product is annotated as zinc finger protein 236. Gene Ontology annotation, molecular function: DNA-binding transcription activator activity, RNA polymerase II-specific; RNA polymerase II cis-regulatory region sequence-specific DNA binding; zinc ion binding. The transcript is spliced from 4 exons. Gene Ontology annotation, biological process: regulation of transcription by RNA polymerase II. The record is from RefSeq and is a predicted model, not a curated record. The coding region runs from base 101 to 1762 and encodes 553 amino acids. Lineage: Eukaryota; Metazoa; Arthropoda; Insecta; Diptera; Drosophilidae. Gene Ontology annotation, cellular component: nucleus.
GACGAGGUGCCAUCGCUAGGUGAAAGUGUGACCGUGCGCGUGUGAAGAACACAAACCAAUGGAAUAAAGUAAAAAAUUGUAUAUUUUAAAGCGGAAUAAAAUGAUCUGUCGCCUGUGUCUGAACGCGCUCGACGAGCAGAGCGCGGUGCUGCUGUUCGACGGCGCCGGCGGAGCCAGUGCGCCCGCACCGGAGGACGAGGACGAUGGCAAGGCGAUGCCAGAGAGCUACCUGGUCCAACUGAUCUCGAUUCACUUGUACCUCUGCCUCUCCCGCGACGACGCCAUCUCCACCUGCAUUUGCACCGAGUGCUGCUCGCAACUGGAGAGCUUCCACAACUUCUGGAAGCUGGUGGAGCUGAAGCAGACGACGCUGUGCAGCCAGUUCUUGGCCAUCGAUUGCGAUGUCAACUGGUCGGAGGACGGCAGCGAAACGCAGUUGGAUGCGCAGCCGCAGUUUCUGCUGGAGCCGGCGGAGGAGCCCAAGGUGGUGACUCCCACAACGGCGAAUAAGUUUCCCUGCAUGUUCUGCGAGAAGUCCUUCAAGAUGCGCCGCUACCUGGAGGAGCACAUAGCCACGCACACCGGCGACCGACCCAUUGCCUGUCCCUACUGCGAGAUGGCCUUCCGCUGCCGUUCGAAUAUGUACACCCAUGUGAAGAGCAAGCACACCACGCAGUGGCUAAAGGCGCGCGAGGAGCGGGAUGCGGCCAAGUCGAAUCAGAAUCACAUGACGCCGGAGGAGCCCGCUCCAGCAGUUUCAGUUCCUGCUCCAGCUCCCGCUCCUGCACCUUCUGCUUCUCCUGGAAACACAGUACAUCCCGCUGCUACUGCUACUCCUGCUUCGUCUGCAACACCCACCAACAAUCUCGCAGCAGCUCCUCUACCCUCGCCAGCAACUGUCCAACAGCUGCCGCUGUCGGUGAUCAAGAGUCAGCCCAGCGAGGCCAUGAACCUCACCAUAACCAAGACACCGCCAUCCGGCAGUCGCGGCUCACGCAAUCGCGCCAGUCGCCGGAAGACGCACUCGCCCAAAAAAGUUCAGCACACGGAGGGCAGCGAUGUUAGCGACGAGGAUUCGCCGCAGAAAAGGCUCAAGGAGAACGAGCUCAUACUGGCCAACUACAAUGCGGUAGCCGCGGCUGUCGUGGCAGCCGCUUCGCUAACGGGCACUCCGCCCGGACAACCGGAUAGCCUGCAGCAGCGUCUGUGCGCGAGCUAUUUGCAACAGCAAGAGCAGGAACAACUCUUUGCGGUCAUGUCGGCAACGGCGGCUGCAGCGGCGGCCGUGGGAACGAGCAGUGCCACAACGACGACAACUGGAACACUGAUGGCACAUCCCUACGGCAACCACACGCCUUCAGAGACGGACAAACGACCGGCGGCUCCGCUGCAGGCUGUCAUCCAUGCGGCACCCGUUUCGAUCAUUUGUCCCAACUGCGGUGAGCUUCCUGGCCAGAAUCAUCGCUGCCUGAGCAAGCCCAAGUACGCAUGCGAUGUGUGCGGCAAGAGCUUCAAGAUGAAGCGAUAUUUGGAGGAGCACUUUGCCACGCACACAGGCGUCAAGCUGCACACCUGCGCCUUCUGUCCCACGGAAUUCCGCUCCAAGUCGAACAUGUACCACCACACCAAGCGCAAGCACAAAGCGGAGUGGGAGAGAUCGCGGGCCACGCGAUCGGCGGCCAAGGCUGGCGUCCAGGAGCAGAUGCAGCACACCAGCCCGUCACAGGCACAGGCUCAGCCGGGUCCUGCGGCCGCACUCUAGGGUGGCAGCCGGCACCUGGACGCGGUGCAUGCGUAGUCUUAGACACUUACAAUUACAAAUAUAUAUAUAUAUAUUUUUUGCAUAUUAGCCAUACCGAAUGUACUUAUCCGACGUUUCGUGUACUCCACAAAGUCAAGGCGUCCCGUCGCCUGGCACCUAUUGUGUAUACUCCUCUCGUUCUCUAUAAUGCCUUAACCAGUUGGAUUGGAUCUGGUUAUAAAGUAAACACAUUCAUUUCAAAAGAAA